UUAAAUAUUUCAUUAUGUUAAACGAUUCUCCAAUAGAUAUCUUAUUUUAUAAAUGUAUAUAUUAUUUUAUAAAUUCCACUGUUCGCGUUCUUUAUUUUAACAUUUCCAUAGCUCUUAUCGAUAUGUACAACUCAAUGCAAGAGAUCCUUGUUUUCUUAGUUAUAUACAAGAGAGUACCAAAUACAUUUCGGGCGGUCAAGUAAUUUUCGUAUAGGUGUGAAGCCCGACGGGGUAUUGGGUACUGAUCCCUUGCUCGUGCAUUACCGCGAGGAAAACGAAAGGCUGCAGAAUGCAAAUGAGGAGCUGGCGGAAAAAGUUCGCAACCUCGAGGAGAGUCUCGCCGAACGAGAUUGCUGCGACGAUCCGUGCGAAAAAGUUAAAUACGUGAGGGAGAAAAUAGCAGCGCUGAGAGAUCGUUUUGCUGCCGAAAAAAAACAAAUGCGAGACACGAUAUCGCAUCUGAAGCUGAAGCUGGUGGAAGCCGAGGAGGAUACUUCCUGUGCGGCAUUAAAUCGUUUGAGGGCAAAGCUUCGUGAGUUAAUGAAAGAUGGUCAGAAGGCUGAUCAACAGGUGUCCGUGGUUGUCGAGAGAUCAAUGCAGACAUCGGUGGAUCUAUCAAAGAGCUACGAGGAUCUGUUACGAACGGAGCGUCUGCAAGCUGAAUUGACGCAGAUUCGCCGUUCAAUAGAGGAGGUUGUUACACCGGUCUCAGAGGAGAGGAUCCUUCCUCUACCUACAGAUGAGGAAGAAAUGGACAUGUCGACACUGCUAAGCCAGUUACGUAAUUGCGAGACGCUCCUGGCUGAAUUGAAAACGCAUUUGGAUGAGAAGACGGCUUACGCGGAGGCUCUACGAAGCGAACUCGAUCAACAGAAAGCCGCCGCCGUCGCCGCACCGUCGUUAGAUCUGGAUCAGUUAAUCGUCAGUCCUACGACCACGAUGGAUGAAAUGGCCGAAAUGAAGGAGGAACCUGGAAAACCUGACGAUAAGAUUACGGAGCUACUCGGAAGCCUGCGGCAGUCGGGACUGGCACGGGAUGUGCAAGCCGUGAGUAAGUUGCAGAGCGAGAUCGAAGAUAUGAGGUCCCAGCUGUAUAAUCUUGAGACGGAGAAAAAGGAACUUCUCGAUGAGCUGGGGAAGAUACGAGAUGUGGCGGCCGAGAGAGACUAUCAAAUAAAUGAACUCCGCAACGAAAAUGAGCUUCUGAAGGAGCACGUUGAGACAACGAAAUCCGAACGCGACGAAUUAAAUAUCAAGAAUGCAUCGUGGGACAGGGAAAUUCGAAAAACACACGAAGAAUUGGGGGCAGUUAAAGAAGAAAAUAAUGAAUUAAGGAGCGAGAUCGAUAAGUUGAACGUUGACCUGCGUCUUGAGGAAGAAAAAUUUCAAGUGGCGCAAGAAGAGCUACGGAGCAUGAGGGGCGAUUUGCAUAGUCUCGGGGCAGAGAAUGAAUUCUUGAAAGAGACAUUGGAAAAUGCUAAAUUAGAGACUAACGAACUUAAAGAAGAAAAUGUUGCUUUGAAAAACAAUCUUGAUAACAUGAUUAAGGAAUUGGAAUCUUCGAGAGCGAUAAAUAAUAAUGUUAAGACAAGGCUGGAUCAAUUAUUAUCCGAGAAUGAGCAUUUAAAGAACGAAUUAGAGAGGCGAAUGGCGGAGACUGAUCAAUUAAAAUCCGAAGGGGUUGCAUUGAAGGAUGGCCUCGAUAGACUGCUACAAGAAAUGGAUAGAUUAAAGGUUGAGAGCGAUAAACUGAAGGACGAAAGUGCUGUUGUUAAAACCGAAAGAGACAAUCUGACGACUGAAAGGGACAACUUGAAAUCCGAGAAUGGUCUUCUUAAAGACAACCUGUCUAAGACAAAUGUAGCGUUAGACGACGCAAAGAAACAAUUGAACAAAUUUAAAGUCGAGAAUGAAGUUCUUACAGAAGAAUUGGAGAAGGCUAAUGUAAAUAAUAACAAGCUACUCGCGGACUUGAAUACUUCGCAGGGCGAAAUGGCAAAGUUGAAGUCGGAGAACAGAAAAUUGUUACAAGAAGCGGAUGAUGGGAAAGAACAACUAACAAAAUUAUCGUCCGAAAUAGAAACUCUGAAAAAGGAUGUGGAUAAUACAAGUAAUAAAUUGACGAGGGCAAAUAACGAAGUUGCAGAUUUGCGGCGAGGAGCGGCCGAGUUAAAUAAUGAACUGAAAGAGGCGAAAGUUAUAAACGAACAGCUAAAGGCAGAUAUUCACCGAACGGAAACAGAGAACAAGGACAUUAAGGCGGAGAUGAGUAGCUACAAAGACGAAAAUGAUAGGCUAAACACGAAACUAAAUAAACUGAAUGAACAAAUAAAUUUAUCGACGGAAGAAGUAAACAAAUUAAGAGGACAACUCGACGACGCCGAGGAUCGGGUUAAGCUUCUCGAGGCUCAGAUCGCUAGUUUACAGACUGAUAAGGACAGGAUGCAAAAUGAGAUCAACGCUUUGCAAAAUGAGAUCGGAAAACUGAAACUAGAUCUAAGUUCGGAAACUGUUGCUAAACGAGACAUUCAGGAAGAAUUAGCGGCGUUAAAGAACGAGAUGAAAAAUUUGAUCUCGAAGAUCGACGAGAUGAAGGUGCAAAGUCAUGUUCUGAAAGAAGAGAGAGACGCCCUCAAAAGCGAGCUGCUGAAUCUGGGCAAGGAAUCGUCGAGCCUAAGGACCGCGAAUGCUGAGAUGAUGAGCGAGAUUAAUAAUUUAAGACCGGCUAUAUCAGAUCUUCAAUCGCAAUUAUCUAAGGCGGAGGAAGAUAUUGAAUAUUGGAAGUUGGAAAAUUGCAAGCUUAAAAUGGACGUAGAUAAGUUAUCCAUCGAGACUGACAAGACAAAGGAAGCUUUAAACGUCUGUAAGGUUGAGCAUCAGGCAUUAGAGAAAGAGAUAACGAAUCUUAGAAACGAGAAGAUUAAGCUCGAGGGAGAAAUAGCGGAGCUUAAAAAUUCGUUAAAAGGACUAAAUCUGUCUUCAUUCGCCGAAAAAUCUGCUAAAGAAAAGGCUGUGGAGGAACUGACGAAGGUUAAAGACGAGGCCGUUGCUUUAAGAGAGGAGCUUGAAACAUUGAAAACUGAAUUGAUUAAAUUAAGAACAGAGAAUGAUAAAAUAAGAGAUAAAGAGGAGAGCUUGUCGCGUCAAGUAUCAGCAUUAAAGGCAGAACUUGAAAACACAAAAAAUGAAAUGUUAGCUUUGAAAACGGACAAUGACGCAUUAAAAUCGAAAACGAAUACGCUAACGGCUGAAAACAACAAAUUGAAAAAUGAAUCGAAUAAGCUGAUGUCCGAGGUGGAUGGCCUGAAACUGGAGAACACGGAUCUGAGGAAAGAACGACAGAAAUUCGAGGAAGAAUUUGGCAAACUGAAAGGCGAGGGUGAUGGGCAGAGGGCUGAAAUUAAAAGUCUGAAGUCCAGCCUGACGGCUGAACAGGCAUUAUCAGAAAAAAUUAGAUUGGAAUUAUCUGCUAGCCAAUCGGAAAACGAUAGAUUGAGAGCGGAGCUGGAAAAUCUGCAGAAGAAUUUCGAUGCUCUUGAAUUGGCGAAUGGCAAGUUGAAUAGCGAAGUAGAGGAUUUAAAGAAAACGUCGAUCCACGCGCAGGACGAGGUGAACGCAUUGCAAUAUCGUUUGGCCACGUUGCUGGAGGAGAAGGAGGCACUUUUGAGUGAGUUAGAUAGUUUACGAGCGGAAGUGAGUGGAUUAGGUAAAGAAGUUGUGUCGGGUAAAGCUGCGAAGGAAGCUGCCGAGAAAAAGGCGAUCGUUCUAAGCGGCGAAUUAAUGGAGCUAAAGGCGGAACUGGAUAAGACGCGCGUGGAAAAUGAAAGUUUGAAAUAUGAGACGAACGAUGUGAAUAAACGACGCGCUGUACUGGAAAACGAAAAUGACGCUCUGAAAAUCGAAAAUACUAAAAUAGCAGUGGAACUCGAUUCCUUCAAGUUGGAUUUAGCAAAAGUGAAGAAUGACCUCGAUAAAUCCGAGAAUCAGAACAGCGAGUUAAAGGCAGAGAUCGACGAAUUGAAGAAAGUACUCGGCAAUGCCGAAACAAAGAUUAAAAUUUUAGAUGAACAGCUUGUUGACUUGUCGAAUGAAAAAGAGAGGGCCAGAAAUGCCCUGGCCCAAUUGCAAGACGAUUUGAAUAGAUGCAGGGCGGAUAACGAACGAUUAACAAUCGAAUUGGCCGCCUCGGAAGAUCGGUCGUUAGCGAUACAGAGAGAAUUGGAGAAGACUGAAAUCGAAAAUGGCAAAUUAAAAGAUGAUUUGGCGAGAGUGAGGAUGGAGCGUGAUAAAGAGCGGCAAGAUUUAGAGAAGUUAACGACAGAAAAUGAAGAAUUGCGGGACAAGCUAAGAAGAGCGCAGAAUGAGAUCAAUAAAUUAAAAGAGAAUAUCGAGAAAUCGAAAGGUGAUUUUAUAGAGGAUGUGGACGAUAUCGACAGGUCUGAAAAUGAAUUGAAGAAAUUGAUGAUCGAGAUAGACAAGGCGAGAGAAGAUUUAAGGCACGCGACGGAAGAGAAUAAUAAAUUAAAAAUGAUCAAUGAAGGUCUCGAAUUAGAAGUAGGUCGAUUCAAAGCGUGGCAGGACGAAAUAAAACAUUAUCCUGAGCAUGUUAUUGAUACGGAGGACCAAAUUCGACAACUGUUUGUCGAGAAUAAUGUGCUGAAAAUGGAAAACGUGGAACUAAAAUCCAGUUUGGAUGACUGUCAAGCUGAAAAGGCGCGCUUAAACAACGAAAUCAGUAAUUUGCAGAACGAAAAGGUUAAAUUACUGAAAUCUCUCUCUCCUGACGUAGAGGCUGGCGUGAUUAAACCGGAUGAAUGCGGCGACUUCGUUAAGGCGAAUGAAUUACUGAAGAAGCAAAUUGAAAAGCAAUAUGACGCCGUGCAACGUGUGCGUGAUUAUAUACAAUAUGUGGAUGGCAAAAUUCCAUCGAGACCGCCGAUGGCGACGACGCUAGACGAUGAUUUUGAGAUCAAUCGCUGGACCGUGCCGUCCAUUGUGGAGUUAUUAAAAGAAUCGCAAAAGCUAUCCGAGAGUAUCUAUUUAGCAGAGAUCGAGGUACAGGAUAUCGAUGAACUGUUGAGACUGCUUAAUAAAUGCAGGAUGGAUAAUGAGAAUUACAUAAAGCAAUUAUCGGAGCUUGGUGUGGAAGUUACCAAGGUUGCAGGUGCGGAUAAUGGCGAUGAGCUUGCAGCUUUUGACCCUGAAUCUUGGUUGAAAUCUUUGACACUAACACAACUGGCUGAGCUGCACGAUAAGAUCUGUCUGUUGACUUCAAAUAUGGUGCAACAAGAUAGCAGCGCUGCGGUCUGCGAUCGAUCAGCGAUUAACCGGGACCACGGUAGCGAUCGGCUGCGGGCGGAUUACGAUGCCUUAAACCGGCGGAUCGCCGCCUUGCAGAAGCAAAUAGCUGAGAAGCAGAUUGAGGCGGGGUGGAAGCUGCAGGAAUUAAGACGAGCUCUUCGUCUUGAGCAGGCAAACCUGAUUCGAAUCGCUGAUCGGAUGAAUCUCGAAAAGAGACGCAACUUGGCUCUCCACCUCACUAUGGACGAUUCAACGUGACAUUCUCUUUCCAUCGGUGGAUAUGUUAAAAGUGGUGCUUGCUUCAGGCAAAUUCUUGUGGCUGAACGCGCAAAAAUGAGGCAAAAUAUUCUUUAUAUCCUCCCUUCUUUUACAGUAUAUAAAAUAAAGACACGAUAUAAGAAUUCGA
Messenger RNA from Solenopsis invicta (red fire ant), 5707 nucleotides. Its product is annotated as COP1-interactive protein 1. The transcript is spliced from 8 exons. The coding region runs from base 439 to 5559 and encodes 1706 amino acids. NCBI's taxonomy places the organism in Eukaryota, Metazoa, Arthropoda, Insecta, Hymenoptera, Formicidae. The record is from RefSeq and is a predicted model, not a curated record.